Ooceraea biroi (clonal raider ant) is the source of this 2342-nucleotide messenger RNA. Its product is annotated as coiled-coil domain-containing protein 1. The record is from RefSeq and is a predicted model, not a curated record. NCBI's taxonomy places the organism in Eukaryota, Metazoa, Arthropoda, Insecta, Hymenoptera, Formicidae.
AGGAUGCGACUGUCGACGAUCUUCGAGCUGUUGCUGAUCCUCUUGCUGGUAGCCUUCGCGGCUUACGGUCGAGUAAUUGAUCGCGAUGAGGUGAUACAUCAGCGGGUGGUACGCGCCACGAACAACGCGAAGCAGGGCGACAUGGAGUUGUCGACGAUGUCGCUGAAACAGGCGGCCGACAGCGUGAACCGAUAUUGCACCUGCAACGAGAACAUCUGCAACUGCUGCAGGGACUUUCAUAUACCGCUCGUACAGCUGAAAGGACCGGGUUGCGCCUCGUUGCAGUACCUGCAAGGUGACAAUUUGGCAGUCCAGCUGAGCUUCGGCGAAAACAUAUUGACCAGCACGAUCGUUAACGGAAAGAGUCCGAGGCCUGUAUGCGUCCCGCUACCGGGUGGCUUCACCAAAUUUUGCGGCAGGAUUUAUUCCAUUCAACGUGACGCGAAGAAUCACUUCAAGGCUUGCCUCGGUUUGGAACUGCAGUCGGCUACAGAGCUGGAAGCCAGUCUUCGCGUUAGUUGUUUUAGAUUCGGCCCAGACGGCCUGAAGCUUCGUCCCGCCGAGCCGCUUCCGGUCGUCGAGGCGGAAGCCUCGGAGGAAGACGACGACGACGAUUUCUUCGGUCUUGGUUCGGAUGAUGAUGACGAUGAUGAUGAUGAGGACGAUGAGAGACCUUCUUUGAAUACUGUGUCGGAUGCUUCAGGAUCGAAUGACCCACAAGAGUCGGAUGACGACGACGACGACGAAGAGGAUGAUCUUCUGGGUUUCAGCGCUCUGCUGGACAUCUUCACCGGCGGAGAAGACUCCACCACCAAGAAACCAAAAGUCACCACUGUGGCGCCCUUGCUGGAAUUCACUAUACCGAUUCUAACGAGACCGACGACUCCAGUACCGCUGGAGGAACACGAUUUGUCCACUGUGGCAAAUAACGUGCCGAUUGAAGAGAGCAAUGAAGACGAACACGAAAACACACAGGAACCCGUCAAGGACAGCGAGGAGGAAGACACGGGACUGACCGAGAGCAACACCGAGGACACCGAGAAUACCGAUGAGAACCAGGACGAAGUCACGGAAGCGUCCAAUAAGAUCGUGUACAUCACGAAGCCCGAUAAAGGCACCACCAACAAGGUGAAGAAGGGAGUCACCAAUCAGAAAAAGAAACCCAGCGUGACGUCGACUAGCGUGAAUGCUAUCGAGAAUGUUGAGAAACCGGUGAAGAGGCCAAUCAAGGACGAGGAAGACGACGAUGAUAUCCUGGAAGACGACGAGGACGACAUUGACGAGGAGGAGGAGGAAGACGAUGAGCCUCUUGAUGAUGACGAUGAUAAGUAUGACGAAGACGAAGAAGACGAGGAUGAGUUGGAUGAUGAGAAGAACGAGGAGCACGACGAUGAUGAGGAUUUGAAGGCUGAGGAUCUCGAUGAUCUGGACGAUGAUGACGAUGAGGAGGAGGACACCAUGCUGAGUGCUCUUAUAGGUACCGGAAAGAGUAAGAAGGACAAAGGAAACUCGACGACUUCGAGUCCGGCUGACUCUGAUGAAGAUGACUCUGAUGAGGAUUACGAUGAUCUCGGCCUGGACUUUCUGGCUAGGAAGAGGCAUCCUAGCGGAACUCGACAGAGCAAGGUCACGAGGCUGUAAAGUGGAAAACGAAGCACAGAACGUUUCCAGUCAGUAGGAUAAUGUUCGUGAUGGUCGUGGUAGGAUGGUCGUGAAAUUGCUUGUUCGACAAAGCUUCGAAGAUUGUCGGACCAGCGAAGAUUCGAUGGAUUCGGUAGAUUUGGUGUAAUUGCAAUAGUGCGGCGCUUAUUUUUUAACGAUAAAAUUGUUAUUGUUACUUGACGGCGGAAUCCAUGGAAUUUUAUUUAUUUUAUGAUCAUAUAAUAUAAAUAAUAUCGUUAUUGCGUGAGGAAUAUUAAUUUUAAUUUCAAAAAAUAUGCGGUUUACUUCACUAUCACAAUUACACCUUUAAUGAUUAAUUUUAUAUAUUGAUUAAAUAUUAUGGAGACUGACACGGGAUUUUAUAGCGAAGAUGGAAGAACUUCUUUGAGAGAAAGCUCAAAUAGAAUAUUACGUGAAGAAAAGAUUUUAAUGUAAAAUUAAGAUUCUUUGGAGGUUCUUAUGUAAGGCAAGCAUUUUUGAGAAAGGUUGUCGUUUGUGCGAAAGGACUUAUACAUAUGCAUAAGUUAUUCUUGACCUCAGCCAUAAUAAAUUGCUCGAUUAGUUUAACGUAAUUUAUUAAGAGCAACUAUAGAUAUUUAUGAGAUGUAUGUACCUAUUUAAUUUAUUUAUUGACACUGUAAUUAAACGAAUUAAAUAAAUAUAAUUUAUGCUAUACGAUA